AUGAAUUGUGGAAGAUUUGACAUGACUGUUUUGAUUGUGGAUCAUGAUGCUGUUUCUUUGGCUGCAAUUGCCAAUUUACUCAUGGCAUGGCAAUACAAAGUUCAAACUGCCAAUGAUGCUCAUCAAGCUUUGACAAUUCUCCAAGGAUCAAAAUGCUUAUUUGAUAUCAUAAUUUCAGAGUUCAAUUUAUUAGGAAUGAGUGGCUAUGAUUUUCUAAAGCUAAUUCAAUAUGAAUUUCAUAUACCUGUAAUAAUGAUGUCUGAAGAAAAGGAAGAAAGCUUAAUCUUCAAUAUUUUAAAAAGUGGAGCAGCACAUUUUAUUGCAAAACCUUUUUGUGAUGAAGACUUCAAAAACAUUGAGAAAUAUGUUAUGGAAGCAAAAGAAGAAAAACUAUUCUUUGAAAGCCUAUUUGUAACAAAAGAAGGUGAAGAACAAAAGAGUAAAAAUAAGCAAUCCAAGAGAAAGAUAAAUGAUAAAAAACAAGAAGGAGGUUUUCAUGUUUCUAAGAAAUCAAAGCUUGUUUGGACUCCUGAACUUCAUAAUCUAUUUAUGUUUGCAAUUAAGCAAAUUGGAUUGGAAACUACUAAGGUUGUCCCAAAGAAAAUUCAAAGGAUUAUGAAUGUCCCAUACUUGACCAGGGAAAAUGUAGCUAGCCACUUACAGAAAUAUCGCAAAUUUCUGCGUGAUGUCAAUGAGAAAGGAAUUACUGGAGGAAUGUCACAAAGAGCUUUAAGGUCUACAUUCGCAUUAAGUCUUCCUAUGCCAUUGUUAAGAACUAUGCAAGAAAAAAGUAGAAACAAAUUUCACACCCCAACUUUUGAAUAUUCGCAAACAUUAUCAUAUCCAAUCGAAAAUCAAGACAAUGAUUUUAACCUUUUCAAUAGAUUUCCAUCGCACCAAGUUGAUCAUUUCCCUUAUGUGCAACAAGGGCCAAAUCUUCGAUAUUUGGAUCAAAUUCGUCUUGAAAACUCAAAUUUGGAAAAAAAUAGUGGCUCCAACAAUAGUAUCUAUGAUCAAAAUUUGAUCGGAAUAAAUUCUUUGGAUAAUUCAUUUUAUCCGGAAAAAAAUCUAUUAUAUGAUGGUGGUUUUAGUUCUAGUAGUUUUUCGUCUUAUGGAGGUGGACAAGGAUGGACGACUUCUCCUACAACUUCUUCUUCAAGAAUCUUAACAAGAGACUUGAACUUUAAUGAUAUGAAUCUUACUAAUAAGUCAUUCAAAGGUGGUGAUGAAAUUGAAAUCCCUCCUCAAGCUGAAAUCACAUCAUGUGUGAUGAAUGAGUCACCUAUAAAUUCGAACAAAAGUUCUAAAAAGUUGCAAGGGAAUAAGGGAUUUUCAAAUGAGAGAUCAUGUGAUAGAUUCACAGGGGACAAAGAUUCUAAAGAAGGAGUCACAACUAAUGAUAAGGAAUUUGAUAUGGAUAUUGUUGAAGCCUUGUUUGGUAUUAUAAAAGACUAG
Messenger RNA from Vicia faba (fava bean), 1455 nucleotides. The record is from the annotation of a GenBank genome assembly. Lineage: Eukaryota; Viridiplantae; Streptophyta; Magnoliopsida; Fabales; Fabaceae.